Messenger RNA from Nicotiana tabacum (common tobacco), 1116 nucleotides. The record is from RefSeq and is a predicted model, not a curated record. NCBI's taxonomy places the organism in Eukaryota, Viridiplantae, Streptophyta, Magnoliopsida, Solanales, Solanaceae.
ACAAAAAAGAGAAGGGAACAAUCCAAGACGGGAGGCGGAAAACAGGUACUUCUAGAAGAACCUAGGGCGCCGCGUGAGACACAUAAAUUGCUUCAGGUUGUUGGAGGGACAGCUCGAAGGAAGAAAUUGCUCUCACCAAAGAGUAUGGAUGUGCGUCCCAUGAUGGAAGUUGUAAAAGCUGCUGCAUUUGGCAUUUUGCAAGCAGCCGGUGGUUGCCCUGCGUCUUUAAGGCCUGGCCGUUGGUUAGACCUCUAUAGUGGGACAGGAUCAGUUGGUAUAGAAGCCGUCAGUCGAGGAUGUUCUGAGGUACAUUUUGUUGAGAUGGACCCUUGGGUUGUCUCAGAUGUUCUGCGGCCAAAUUUAGAAUGGACUGGUUUCCUUGAUGUCUCAGUCAUACAUACUGUCCGUGUUGAGAGCUUCUUGGAGCGGGCAGAAAAUUUUCUUGGUGAAGGUGGGAGCUUUGAUUAUAUUAGUGUUACGCCACCAUAUGCUGCCGUUGAUUACAGUAUAUUAAUGAAUCAAAUUUCAAAAUCUUCAGCAGUGGGAGAGAAUACAUUUAUAUUGGUGGAGUACCCCUUGAGAACUGACAUGCUGGAUUCAUGCGGGUGUCUUGUUAAGAUAUCUGAUCGGCGGUUUGGUCGAACACAUUUGGCAAUAUAUGGACCAAAGUGGGCGCAGAAGAAGAAAUAUGUUGAGAAAACAAAGAGAUGGCAGGAAAAGCUGGAUUUGUUAAGGGAUGUGGAGAUUUCGGCAUCUUAAGUUUAACUACUGAGAAUUGCAUAACACAUCUUAUAGUCAACAGAGGGUGUAAAAUGCUGUCAGACAUUUGAUUGCCCCAUUUCUCUCCAUCUAUUCACAUGGUCAAUUGCUUCUUGGGGCAUUUUGCAUCCCUGGCUGCCCCCAUUGGGAUGACAUACUUACUCACUCAUAAUGAGCAGCCGUAUGUAAGAAUGCAUUACGAGUUUUCUGCAGGGUUUUGCUAGUAAAUGUAAAUAUAUAUUAUUACCUAUUUUACACACAAUGGAUCUUUUAAGUUAUAUCGAUGUGGCAUUCCCUGUUUAUCCUUGCUUUGUUUACGUUAUGAUAAUGGAAAAUGCCAAAGAACUUUAUUCUCAA